UGUAAAGCAAGGUGAGAAAAAAAUUGUUUCUGAAGUGGAACUAGAUCAAUUGAGUCAGAUUCGACCAUUAAUAUUCAAUUUGAAUGAGCAGGCAUCCAUCUCGGAUUGUUUGAAAAUGCUCAAGAAAAAAGUAGCAGAUUUUGAUUUCAUCCAAGAGUUUAGGGAGUUAGAACAUAUAGUUCUGCCUGGUGAGUUCACCUCUGGGAUUGAUCCACAUAACAAAGAAAAAAACAGAUAUCGAGAUAUUCUUCCAUAUGAUUCCACACGUGUUGCUCUUGGAAAAAACAAAGACUACAUCAAUGCUAGUUACAUUCGAAUAGUCAAUUUUGAAGAAGAGUAUUUUUAUAUUGCUACCCAAGGACCACUGCCAAACACCAUAGAUGACUUUUGGCUAAUGGUUUUGGAAAAUAAUUGUAAUGUUAUUGCCAUGAUAACCAGAGAGAUAGAAGGUGGAAAUGUCAAAUGUCACCAUUAUUGGCCAUACUCUCUGAAGGAACCUUUGGAGUUGAAACAUGUCCGGAUCUUCCUGGAGAACCACCAGAUACUUAAAUAUUUCAUCAUUCGAAUGUUGCAGAUUGUGAAGAAGUCCACAGGAGCUGCUCAUUUUGUAAAACACUUGCAGUUCACCAGCUGGCCAGACCAUGGCACUCCUGCCUCAGCAGAUUAUUUCAUAAAAUAUGUCCGUUAUGUGAGGAAGAGCCAUGUGACAGGCCCCGUGGUGGUUCACUGCAGUGCUGGUGUGGGCCGAACUGGGGUAUUCAUAUGUGCAGAUGUCGUGUUCUGUGCCAUCGAAAAGAACUAUUCAUUCAACAUCUUGAAUAUAGUAACUCAAAUGAGAGAACAACGUUAUGGCAUGAUUCAAACAAAGGAGCAGUACCAGUUUUGUUAUACAAUUGUGCUUGAAGUGCUUCAGAAACUUCAGACUUUGGAAUAAGACUUUUGUUGCCCCUCAGAAAUUACCAAGUGGCUU
Messenger RNA from Dipodomys ordii (Ord's kangaroo rat), 970 nucleotides. It is a transcript of the gene Ptpn20, whose product is annotated as protein tyrosine phosphatase, non-receptor type 20. Lineage: Eukaryota; Metazoa; Chordata; Mammalia; Rodentia; Heteromyidae. The record is from RefSeq and is a predicted model, not a curated record. The annotation marks the transcript as partial. The transcript has 7 exons. Gene Ontology annotation, molecular function: protein tyrosine phosphatase activity. Gene Ontology annotation, biological process: protein dephosphorylation.